This is a messenger RNA of Mirounga angustirostris (Northern elephant seal), 2569 nucleotides long. It is a transcript of the gene POLR2K, whose product is annotated as RNA polymerase II, I and III subunit K. Gene Ontology annotation, molecular function: zinc ion binding; DNA binding. Lineage: Eukaryota; Metazoa; Chordata; Mammalia; Carnivora; Phocidae. Gene Ontology annotation, biological process: DNA-templated transcription. The record is from RefSeq and is a predicted model, not a curated record. The transcript has 4 exons. Bases 145 to 321 code for a protein of 58 amino acids. Gene Ontology annotation, cellular component: RNA polymerase III complex; RNA polymerase I complex; RNA polymerase II, core complex.
CGGGGACUACACGCGUCAUAUGCCAGCGCCGGAAGUUGGUUGAGACACAACGAGGAGCCAUAAUCCGCCGCGAACUGCAGAGUACUUAGUUUCUGGGGGCUACGUGGGUAGGGAAUUGGCUAGUUGUAUUUAGAGGGACUAUCAAUGGACACCCAAAAGGACGUUCAACCCCCGAAGCAGCAGCCGAUGAUAUAUAUCUGCGGAGAAUGUCACACCGAAAAUGAAAUAAAAUCCAGGGAUCCAAUCAGAUGCAGAGAAUGUGGAUACAGAAUAAUGUACAAGAAAAGGACUAAAAGAUUGGUGGUUUUUGAUGCUCGAUGAAACAUGGAAUUCAGAGGAUUAUCUUCAUUUGUACUUGGAUUUGCUGUUAAUGUUGUAUAGCUUUUGAUUAGUGUAUAUAUCUUUACAAAUACAAAUAACAUUUCAUUUUAAAAUCCAUCUUGUAUUUAGAUAUCUAUUUAAUAGUUUCUAUAAAGUUUUUUGUUCAAUUACAUGAUUUAUAAUUUACUUUUAUUGUAUAUGUAAUCUGACAGAGUGAAAGUUUAAAGUACACUUAAUUAAGCACACUUAAUUAAGGCCUAGAAUCUUUUGGGAUUCUUGUUAAAAAUGAAGUUUCUAGGGCCCUGUGAAGGUCUGAUUAAGUAAGUUCCUUGGAAACUACUGUUUUACAUCACCAACUAUAAACUCUCCAGCAUCAUUUUGUAUUGAGUAUACCAAUGUGCUUAGCAUGCAUGCAUUAUUUUGUGUUAAAUUUUUCAUUUUACUUGAUGUAGGCCUUCUGUAUGUAUAUAUAAGGCUUGACUAUAUUUUAAAUCUUGGGUGAGGAAAAAGAAACUUUAAUGGUUGCAUCUGUAAGGCAAAAUCAACCCUAAGUAAAGUGGAUGAAGCAGAUUAUUAAGGCAGGUGUAGUUUCUGAGGUAUAAUCAUUAAGGUAAAAAAUUCUGCUUUCAGGAUAUAUAAAGAUAUAAAUAUAUAUAUAUAUGGACUUGUUUACACUGACCUAUGGAUAAAUGUUUAAAACUUUUGCCCUUUUGCCUUGAUCUUGGGGAUAUGGAUACUCGAAUACUCCCAUUUGUUCCAGGAUUCCAUCAUUAUGGGAUGUCAUCUGACAUUCAUUUUGAAGAUUAGAUAUAUUCCAUCUUCACUAUUAGCUAUGUGUGUCUCUGACAUUCAAAAAAUUAAGUGCCAUUUUAAAAAAGCACCUAUAUUUCUAUUAACAUCCUUGAAUACUAAGUUCUAUAAAUUUUUUAAGUGCUAUACAAAGUACUACCAUGCUCAGAUUUUUAUUUAUUUAUUUUUUGAAGAUUUUAUUGGACAGACAGCGAGAGAGGGAACACAAGCAGGGGGAGUGGGAGAGGGAGAAGCAGGCUUCCCGUUGAGCAGGGAACCCGAUGCAGGGCUCGAUCCCAGGACCCUGAGAUCAUGACCUGAGCUGAAGGCAGACGCUUAACAACUGAGCCACCCAGGUGCCCCCCAUGCUCAAAUUUUUAAAGAGUGCCUCGUAGGUCCAGGUUUUCCUUUAGCCAUACCUUUCAUAAUUUUGUAAUUCUGCUCUGUUCCUUCUUGACCUUGUCUUUUUCAGACAAAAGAGUCCCAAUAAAUAUGAUAGGACAGUCCCCUAAACAAAUCCUAACACUUCGGAUAAUGUUCCUCUUAGCUGUUUUGAUUUUAUCAUAGUUCUUUUAUUUAUCAUUAAUUUAAUUGAAUAUUAUUUGGUUAACUAGACAGUGGUUUAGUGGAAAAAGCAUUACCACUGGAACUUAAGACCAACAUUUCAACUAGUCCCCUCUUUGUGUCCCUUACAUCUAUAAAAAUGGAAGCCAUUUUACCUCUUGCCUCCCUGGACAGUUUCAAGAAAAAAAGGUAAAAUAGGUACAAAAUUGCUUUAAAAGAUGGUUUUGGGGGUGCCUGGGUGGCACAGUCGGUUAAGUGUCCCAAGUCUUUAGUUUCAGCUCAGGUCGUGAUCUCAGGGUCGUGGGCUCGAGCCCCGUGUCAGGCUCUGCACUGAAUGCAGAGACACUCUCCCUCUCCCUCUGCCCCUCCCCUCUGUACACACUCUCUCUCUCAAAAAUAAAUAAAAACAAAUCUUAAAAAAAAAAAAAGACUUUCAAAUAGUGUUCUAUAAGUAUAAAUAUCAGCAAAUCUGAGCUUAGAAUUACCACAUAACUUGUCCUGUACUUAAACUGCUUACCAAUGACUAUGGACAUGCAUGUCCUUGAGAAAAGCAUGGAAAUUGAUUCAAAUCCAGCCCUGCUACUCAGUGACUAGCCAGUUCAUUUCUUUUAACUUCAACUUCAUUGUCAAAGUGGAGGAAUUUAUGAUGGUCAAUAUGGUGCUUUGAGGCUCUGAAGUUAUCUCGAGAUUAAAGUUGUGAAAAAUGUAAAAAUAGUAGAUGAAAUCAGAAAUGGCCAAUCUUGGGGCUCCUUGGUGGCUCAGUCAGUUAAGCGUUGGACUCUUGAUUUUGGCUCAGGUCAUGAACCCAGGGUUGUGAGAUGAAGGUUCUCUCCCUCUGCACACCUCACCCUCCACUGUGUUUGUCUGUGUGUGUGUGUGUGUCUGUCUUCCCCCC